AUGAACCAGUCGUUCAAAAGUGAGAAAGUGGUUGCCAAAGCUAAUGAAAAUGAAGCGUCAACUUCACAUGUUGUAAAGGACAAGUUUGUACCAUCCUACACAUAUAGCAGCUGGAGAAGGUUGCGUGAUGUUUGCCGUACAUUGCAAGAAACGCAGGAGAUAGUUGCACUUCAACGAAAAAAACUGGAUGUACUGUUGGCAAGUGAGGAAGAGUACCGUGAGCUGGCCGAACGAGUACAAUGCGAACAAGUUGAACUACAAGCAUUGCGAGAUUAUGUAGAGAGGCAGAAAUGUCGUAUAAUGACGUGUCGUAUGAAAUUAAUUCAUUUUAAUGACGAAAAAUUCCAGAAAGGUAUUUAA
This is a messenger RNA of Brugia pahangi, 360 nucleotides long. Lineage: Eukaryota; Metazoa; Nematoda; Chromadorea; Rhabditida; Onchocercidae. The record is from the annotation of a GenBank genome assembly.